UAAGAUCUGGAUUGGGACAGGACUAAACCAAGUGGCUGUGGGAGGGUCUCUUUAUUUUAGACGAGUUUUCAGGGUCCCUAGUGGUUCAUUCUGGGGCUCCUGUACAUCUCUGUGUGGGGAAUGGCGUUUGUGCCUUAAUGCAGGAACCCCAACUGUCAGUCCUGGCCCCGCCCUUGGAACCUUCUCGAUCUCUUCCCUCCCCCACUCCCUCGGGUGGGGGCGCACGUGGUUGAGCAGCCGGUAGUCAGAGCGCCGCCAUAUUGGGAUUUAAUGCGACAUAACUGGGCCCGGCCCUGGAACCUCUGCUCUGUCUGUAUCCAUGGAAACGAGGCCCCGUAUGCCAGAAGUUGCCCACAAUGGCGAGGAGGAGGUGGAGACAUUUGCCUUCCAGGCGGAAAUUGCGCAGUUGAUGUCCCUGAUCAUCAAUACCUUCUACUCCAACAAAGAGAUCUUUCUGCGAGAAUUAAUCUCCAACGCCUCAGAUGCCCUGGAUAAGAUCCGAUAUGAGAGCCUGACUGACCCAUCUAAGCUGGACAGUGGCAAGGACCUGAAGAUUGACAUUAUUCCUAACCGGUUGGAGCGCACACUGACUAUGAUUGAUACCGGAAUUGGCAUGACUAAAGCUGACCUCAUCAACAAUCUGGGAACCAUUGCCAAGUCCGGCACCAAGGCUUUCAUGGAGGCACUACAGGCUGGUGCUGACAUCUCCAUGAUUGGUCAGUUCGGUGUGGGUUUCUAUUCUGCAUACCUGGUGGCAGAGAAGGUUGUGGUCAUUACCAAACACAAUGAUGAUGAGCAAUAUGCUUGGGAAUCUUCUGCUGGUGGCUCCUUCACUGUGAAGGUUGAUACUGGUGAGCCCAUUGGCCGUGGUACCAAAGUCAUCCUGCAUCUGAAGGAAGAUCAGACUGAGUACCUGGAAGAGAAACGUGUCAAGGAAACUGUAAAGAAGCAUUCCCAGUUCAUUGGCUACCCUAUCACCCUUUAUCUGGAAAAGGAGCGGGAAAAGGAGAUCAGUGAUGAUGAGGCAGAGGAGGAGAAAGAAGAAAAGAAGGAAGAGGAAGGAGAGAACGACAAACCUAAAAUAGAGGAUGUGGGCUCUGAUGAGGAAGAGGAAGGGAAAGAUAAGAAGAAAAAGACCAAGAAGAUCAAGGAAAAGUACAUUGAUCAGGAGGAGCUGAACAAAACCAAGCCCAUCUGGACCCGCAACCCUGAUGAUAUUACACAGGAAGAGUAUGGAGAGUUCUACAAGAGUCUGACCAAUGACUGGGAGGAUCACCUGGCUGUAAAGCAUUUCUCUGUGGAAGGGCAGCUGGAGUUCCGUGCUCUGCUAUUCAUCCCCCGCCGUGCUCCCUUUGACCUUUUUGAGAACAAGAAGAAAAAGAACAACAUCAAACUGUAUGUGCGCCGUGUGUUCAUCAUGGAUAGCUGCGAUGAGCUGAUCCCAGAGUAUCUGAACUUUGUCCGUGGGGUGGUCGAUUCUGAGGAUCUGCCCUUGAACAUUUCCCGUGAGAUGCUCCAGCAGAGCAAGAUUCUGAAGGUGAUCCGCAAGAACAUUGUCAAGAAGUGUCUGGAGCUCUUCUGUGAGCUGGCUGAGGACAAGGAGAACUACAAGAAAUUCUACGAGGGUUUCUCAAAGAACCUGAAGCUUGGUAUCCAUGAGGACUCCACAAACCGCAAGAAGCUGUCUGAGCUCCUGAGGUACCACACUUCCCAGACAGGUGAUGAGAUGGCCUCUCUAACAGAGUAUGUGUCCCGGAUGAAGGAGAACCAGAAGAGCAUCUAUUACAUAACCGGUGAGAGCAAGGACCAGGUUGCAAACUCUGCCUUUGUGGAGCGAGUAAGGAAGCGCGGCUUCGAGGUGGUGUAUAUGACUGAGCCAAUCGAUGAGUACUGUGUGCAGCAGCUGAAGGAGUUUGACGGGAAGACUCUAGUGUCUGUGACCAAGGAGGGCCUUGAGCUUCCUGAAGAUGAGGAGGAAAAGAAGACCAUGGAGGAGAACAAGACUAAAUUUGAGAGUUUGUGCAAACUGAUGAAGGAAAUCUUGGACAAGAAAGUUGAGAAGGUCACCGUGUCCAACAGACUCGUCUCGUCUCCUUGCUGCAUUGUGACCAGCACCUACGGCUGGACCGCAAAUAUGGAACGCAUCAUGAAAGCUCAAGCUCUUCGGGACAAUUCCACAAUGGGCUACAUGAUGGCUAAGAAGCACUUGGAAAUCAACCCCGAGCACCCCAUUGUGGAGACACUGAGGCAGAAGGCAGACACUGACAAAAAUGACAAAGCCGUGAAGGACCUAGUGGUGCUGCUCUUUGAGACUGCGCUGCUGUCGUCUGGCUUCUCACUGGAUGAUCCCCAGACACACUCAAACAGAAUCUACAGGAUGAUCAAGCUCGGUCUGGGUAUUGAUGACGAUGAUGCACCUAUAGAAGAAGCGUCACCCUCUGUGCCAGAUGACAUCCCACCUCUGGAGGGUGAAGAAGACGCUUCUCGCAUGGAGGAAGUCGAUUAAUCCGUUUGCUGGAAUUAAUACCUGUCCUGCCCCCUCCCACCUGCAUAUGUGCACUGUCUGUAAACUCAGUAGGGGGACGACUUCUCCCUUGGACUUUAAAUGUCACGUGAUACUGGGGAUGGAUUUCCUUCCUUAUAAAAUAUAUUUGGGGAAGCUUCAAGACGAUGGCUGCUGUAUCCUUUCUCUGCACCCCAUUUUUGUGUUCCAGUCUCUGAGCAGUUUAGUUCUGUAAGUUAUUGUAGCAGUAUGGCAGCUAGCUUGGCUUGUGAUAGCCCUGUGUUAGUGGCCAGUUGGUUACUGAGCUACCGGUGGGUCUGUUAGAAUCUGUAAACACAUGAUCUUACAGGCUUGCCUCUAAUCCUACCCUGUGCUGCUACAGUAAUGGGCAUGGUGGAUUAAUAUGUUCUAAUAUGGUGCAGGGCCACUUACCUGGCUGAGAAGCUUUAGUAAUCAUCCUGCUGCCCCUCUCAUUCACUUGCAUGGGGAAUGACUAAUGUGCUGCUGACUGUCAGGCCUUGUGCUACCUGCCAUUUUCAUUCAGUCAGUGGGAGGAAACCUGGUGCUUGUCAGCCAAUGCUGCCUACAUCUGUAGCACCGCAGUGUCACCCCCCUCCCCCCCAAAUCUGACCUGUGUCGAGUGUUAGCCCCUCUCAGACUGGAAUCUCUUGCCCCUCCCCAGAUGUCUUGAAUGCUCUAUCACCCCAGUCCUACACCUCUCUAUAGAGAGCCUCAAUACGGAAACUUUAUUUUAUUUUUUGUUGUAAAGUUAAAAAUGUUGCGCAAAAUAAAGAUCUUUUUACAGUGAAA
Xenopus laevis (African clawed frog) is the source of this 3313-nucleotide messenger RNA. It is a transcript of the gene hsp90ab1.S, whose product is annotated as heat shock protein 90kDa alpha family class B member 1 S homeolog. Gene Ontology annotation, molecular function: ATP hydrolysis activity; ATP binding; ATP-dependent protein folding chaperone. Gene Ontology annotation, biological process: protein folding. Bases 320 to 2506 code for a protein of 728 amino acids. NCBI's taxonomy places the organism in Eukaryota, Metazoa, Chordata, Amphibia, Anura, Pipidae. The transcript is spliced from 12 exons. The record is from RefSeq and is a predicted model, not a curated record. Gene Ontology annotation, cellular component: dynein axonemal particle; cytoplasm.